Messenger RNA from Laccaria bicolor S238N-H82, 1507 nucleotides. RefSeq lists its product as uncharacterized. The coding region runs from base 1 to 1377 and encodes 458 amino acids. The transcript is spliced from 10 exons. The record is from RefSeq and is a predicted model, not a curated record. NCBI's taxonomy places the organism in Eukaryota, Fungi, Basidiomycota, Agaricomycetes, Agaricales, Hydnangiaceae.
AUGCCCCUACCACCACGCUUUGCUGAUCUGAAGCGAGAAAUAGCAGAGUCGUACCCGGAUUUUGAGAGACGUGUGACGGAUGCUUGGGCUGAGAUUGUGAAGCAGCUUGAGGAGACAAGUGAGGCUAUUAAGAGGGAGGGGUCGGAUUAUAUACCUCAAGUCCAAUUUGACGAGCUGCAUAACCUCCCCGAGGAAACUGUUCAGAGAAUUCGAAGAGUCGGAAGUGUGGUUAUUGGAGACGUGGUGGAUGAUGCGGACGCGAUUGCUUGGAAAAAGUCGCUGGAUGAGUUCGUGUCGGCGAACCCAGGCGUCCAAGGUUUCCCGGGUAACAAUAAACAGUUCUUCCAGCUCUACUGGACCAAACCACAAGUCCAAGCCCGAUCACAUUCAAAUGUCCUCGCAACAACAGUGUGGCUUAACAACAUUUACCACGUGAAGGGGAACGAGGACUUGGAAGGCGUAGACCUCUCCGUACCCCUCUCUUAUGCGGACCGUUUUCGGAUUAGACAUCCUGGCGGUGAUUGGUCUAGUUUCCCGCCUCACAUCGAUAGUGGCUCGAUUGAGCGAUGGGAUGACCCGGAUUUUAGAAGCUGUUUUGCGGACAUUUUACAAGGGAAUUGGCGCCUGCAUGAUCCGUAUGAGCUGGGGAGUCGAUUGAAGGCGAAGAGAACGACUUAUAAGCGAUCUGAUGAGUCUACUCUUUUCAGGACGUUCCAAGGCUGGUUGUCCAUGAGUGAAACUGGACCUACGCAAGGCACACUUAAAGUCUUCCCGGACGUGGGGCUAUCUAAUGCGUACAUCAUACUACGACCAUUUUUCCGGCCCCUCGUAGAUGUGAAGUCUCCGGAAAUAUAUGACCCCAAGAACUGGUCUUUUGAUAUCAGUACUUCCGAUUUUCCUGGUAUCUACGAAGGUGGUGGGGGAUACACUGGUCCGAAACCGAAUAUUUACACGCACCCGCACCUCCGGCUCGACGAAACGAUGACGUCCUUGCCGAAGGUCAACCCUGGGGACAUGGUGUUCUGGCAUUGCGAUGUUGUGCACUCUGUGGAGAGGGAACAUACGGGUUUGGAGGAUUCUGCAGUGAUGUACAUUCCUGCAGUGCCUCUCACACCUCAGAAUGAGAGGUACGUUGAAAGACAGAAGGAGGCGUUUUUAGAGGGACGGAGCCCUCCUGAUUUUGGAGGGGGAGGCAGGGAGAAUGGGUUUGUUGGGGUGGGUGGUGUUGGCGAUAUUUCGACGCCUGCUGGAAGGAGGGCGAUGGGGUUCGCCCCGGAUGAAGAAGUACAAACUCCCCAUUCGCAAAAGUCGAAACUUUUGGCGGGGAAAAAGAGUGUUUCACGAAUAUCUCAUGCAUUCCGGGAACUCUUCAAAUAAAACUUGGCAAGUAUGUUCGUGAAGUGUACCUUUACACACCUAUCACAAAAGAAUGCAACUUGUCUUAUGUAUUGCAUGUAAAAUUAGCCCUCAAACUUGAGUGGCAUCUUCAAUAAUCUUUUGAAAUGGC